Molecule: messenger RNA, 1185 nt
Organism: Labeo rohita (rohu)
Lineage: Eukaryota; Metazoa; Chordata; Actinopteri; Cypriniformes; Cyprinidae
Product: CD48 antigen-like
Exons: 4
Coding region: 87-893 (268 amino acids)
Source: RefSeq, a predicted model, not a curated record
UUUAAAGACACUGAAAGCAUCAGGAGAUUUUUAGAAGAUUAAUGACACAUUUGGAUCUGUGGGUUUUUAUCUCCUACUGUUGAAAAAUGUUUCACACGUUCAUUUUCUUCUGUUUGUGGCAUCUGAUUGAUGGAGUAAAGAUAGUGUCAGUGACAGAGGGAGACUCUGUCACUCUACACACUGAUGUUACUGUUACUGAGAUACCAAGACGUUUUAUGCGUUAUAUAGAGUGGAUGUGGUUAGGACCUAAAAAUACUCGCAUAGUCCUUCUGCGUGAUGAGGAGACAUAUCAUAUUGUGGAUUAUGUGAAUGAGAUAUUCGGAGACAGACUACAGAUCAACAAUCAGACUGGAUCUCUGACCAUCAGGAACAUCAGAACCACAGACUCUGGACUUUAUCAACUGAUUAGUCGAUUUUCUAGAAAAGAAGAAUUAUACAAUGUUACAGUCUAUGCUCGUCUUCCCAUUCCUGUCAUCACCAGAUACUCUACAUGUUCUUCAUCAUCAGAGUCCAAAUGUGCCUUCUUGUGUUCAGUGUUGAAUGUGAGUCAUGUGACUCUCUCCUGGUACAAAGGAAACAGUUUAUUUUCCAGCAUCAGUGUGUCUGAUCUCAACAACAGUUUCUCUCUAAAUCUGGAGGUGGAAUAUCAGGAUAAAAACACCUACAGCUGUGUGAUCAACAAUCCCAUCAGCAACCAGACUCAACAUCUAAACAUUAGUGAAUUCUGUCAGACAUGUGCAGAUUCUGUUCAGUGUUGCAGUUUCACUGAAGCUGUGAUUCGAUUGGUCAUCUCUGCUGUGGUGGGCGUGGCUACUGUUAUCAUAGUGGUUUAUGACAUCAGAUCCAGAAGAGCUGAACACAACUGGAGAACGUCACAGUCAGUCCCUGAAUAAUGAGCCAUAUGUUCUGGGCACUUUUUAUAAAGAAUAUUGCUUUGGACAUUUCGCUAUUUCGAAGUUCAUUCAAGUCUAAAGUGGCGUUUAAUAUUAAAGAUUCUUCUUUGUUGAAUCUGCUUGUUGUUCAGUCAGGACUAAACAGUCAGUUUGAAGUGAUCGUGAAGAACUGAGGGUUGUUUGUUUGAAUCCCAGUAGAUUGUUGAGGGGUUUCAUUUUACAUGCUCAAAUGCAAACUAUAUGUAAAGAACCUGUAUCAGUGUGAAAAUAGAAAUAAAAGAAUAUGAUUCUG